AUGGCGAAAAAGCCCUUCAAUUGGUGGCUCUGGGCCAAGAUGCUUGCUGUGGGCGGCGGUAUCUGCUACGGGGGUCCUGCUUUGGUGCGAUACGUACAGCCCACGGAAGAGGAGCUCUUCCAGAAAUACAACCCGGAACUUCAGAAACGGAGUCUGGAGAAUCGAGCCCAACGGGAGCAGGAGUUCGACGACUUCGUAAACAGGCUCAAGAAGUAUUCCAAGUCAGACAAGCCAAUAUGGACCGUUCAGGCGGAGGCUGAAAAGGAGGAAGCGAAGCAAGCGUCAAUUGCUGCCUCGUUAAAUGGCAAGGGUACUCCCCGCCGGAAGGUGAAGCGUGCGCCCGCGCGCUCUGCCGGCGAUGACAAGAAGCUCCAGCAGUCGCUGAAGAAGCUGAAUGUCCAGCCUAUCCAGGCCAUUGAGGAGGUUAACAUGUUCAAGAGCGAUGGCAACGUCAUCCACUUCGCUGCUCCCAAGGUGCACGCUGCCGUCCCGGCCAACACUUUUGCCAUUUACGGCAACGGCGAAGACAAGGAGCUUACGGAACUAGUUCCCGGCAUUCUUAACCAGCUUGGCCCGGACUCGUUGGCGUCGCUCCGCAAGCUCGCCGAGAGCUACCAGAACAUGCAGAAGAACGAGAAGCCCGAGGAGGCUGAUGAUGAUGAGAUCCCCGAGCUCGUGGCCGGCGAGACCUUCGAGAACAAGGUCGAGUAA
Dichotomopilus funicola is the source of this 711-nucleotide messenger RNA. RefSeq names its product nascent polypeptide-associated complex subunit beta. The transcript has 5 exons. Gene Ontology annotation, cellular component: nascent polypeptide-associated complex; cytosol. Lineage: Eukaryota; Fungi; Ascomycota; Sordariomycetes; Sordariales; Chaetomiaceae. The record is from RefSeq and is a predicted model, not a curated record. The coding region runs from base 1 to 711 and encodes 236 amino acids.